AUGAGCUACUACGGCAGCUACUAUGGUGGCCUGGGCUAUGGACAUGGCUGUGGCUGCGGCAGCUUCCGCAGACUGGGCUAUGGCUGUGGCUACGGAGGCUACAGAUAUGGCUCUGGAUUUGGAGGUUAUGGAUGUGGCUCUGGAUUUGGAGGCUAUGGGUAUGGCUCUGGCUAUGGAGGCUAUGGAUAUGGAUGCUACCGCCCAUCAUGCUGUGGAGGAUACAGAAUCUCUGGAUUCUUCUGA
Urocitellus parryii (Arctic ground squirrel) is the source of this 243-nucleotide messenger RNA. Its product is annotated as keratin-associated protein 19-6-like. NCBI's taxonomy places the organism in Eukaryota, Metazoa, Chordata, Mammalia, Rodentia, Sciuridae. The record is from RefSeq and is a predicted model, not a curated record.